AUGGAAUUUCCUCUAGUAUUCAUGUUUACACUUUUUGCUGUGACAUUUUUAGUCUCAGGAGAAAGAUCAACUUACAUUGUCCACAUGGACAAGUCUUUCAUGCCCAAAGCUUAUUCUCACCACACACACUGGUAUUCCUCCACAGUUGAUUCCCUAAAAUCAAUUAGCCCCGCAUCAAAUGGUCAGAAUCCAAACCCACCAAGCCUUGUUUAUACUUACGACAAUGCAUUUCAUGGGUUUAGUGCUGUUUUGUCGAAACAAGAACUCGAACAUCUUAAGAAAUUACCAGGGUUUGUCUCAGCUUAUAAUGAUAGAGCUGUUACACUAGACACUACUCACACUUUUGAAUUCCUGUCUCUGAAUCCUUCCACAGGAUUAUGGCCUGCUUCUGAAUAUGGAAAAGAUGUAAUUGUCGGGGUGAUUGAUACCGGCGUCUGGCCGGAAAGUUUAAGCUACAAUGACGAUGGAAUGGGGGAUAUUCCAGCAAGGUGGAAGGGAAUUUGUGAGGAGGGACAAGAAUUUAGUGCUUCAUUGUGUAACAAAAAGCUUAUUGGAGUCCGGUACUUCAACAAGGGAGUUAUAGCUGCAAAUCCUAAUACAACAUUGAGUAUGAAUUCUGGAAGGGAUACUCAGGGCCAUGGCACACACACCUCGUCCACCGCUGCUGGAAAUUACGUCGAGGGUGCUUCAGUUUUCGGUUAUGCCACGGGAACAGCACGAGGGAUGGCCCCACGUGCUCACGUGGCAAUGUACAAGGUCAUUUGGGACGAAGGGCGAUAUGCUUCUGACGUUCUCGCUGGUAUGGACCAAGCUAUUGCUGAUGGUGUUGAUGUUAUAUCAAUUUCGAUGGGAUACGAUGGAGUGCCUCUGUAUCAAGAACCUAUAGCAAUAGCCUCAUAUGGUGCAAUGGAGAAAGGUGUAAUUGUUUUAGACCCUAUUGCAAUAGCCUCAUUUGGUGCAAUGGAGAAAGGUGUAAUUGUUUCCUCUUCAGCUGGAAAUGAACAUGAUAUUGGAAGUUUACACAAUGGAAUUCCUUGGGUUUUGACAGUUGCAGCAGGUUCGAUCGACCGAUUGUUUGCGGGAACACUGAUUCUAGGAAAUGGCAUGUCCAUCAAGGGAUGGAGUGUGUUCCCUGCACCAGCCCUGGUCAAGGAUGCAUCUCUUAUUUACAACAAAACAAUUUCUUCUUGUAAUUCAAUUAAGGCAUUGUCUUCCGUUCGCAGUGGGAUAGUCAUAUGUGAAAAUGGCUCAUUCUAUGAUCAAGUUUACUAUGUCUCACAAUCAAAUGCUGUUGCUGGUAUCUUCAUCUCUGAUGAGACGUUUGAGGACAGUUUUUUUAACUUUCCGGGAGUUGUGAUCAGCUCCGAGGAUGCUCCAGUUCUCAUCGAUUAUGUCAGAAAAGGUGCAAAGCCUGUUGCCAGCAUCAAGUUCCAACAAACAUUUUUCGGGGAAAAACCGGCCCCGGUGGUGGCUUCUUAUACCUCACGUGGCCCUGCCCCAAGCUAUCCCGGCGUCCUAAAACCGGACGUGAUGGCGCCAGGAACAUUAGUCCUAGCAUCCUGGAUUCCAGAUUCUGUAACAGCAAACAUUGGUUCCAAUAUUGCUUUAACUAGUGAUUAUAUCAUGAUUUCUGGUACAUCCAUGGCAUGCCCUCAUGCUGCAGGCAUUGCUGCACUUCUUAAAGGAGCGCACCCUGAAUGGUCUCCAGCCGCCAUCCGCUCUGCCAUGAUGACAACUGCAAGCCCAUUUGAUAACACGGAAAAUUACAUUCGAGAUUUGGGCAUAGACAACGAAAUUGCUACACCCCUAGCUAUGGGAGCAGGACAAGUUAAACCAAACGAUGCCCUUAAUCCCGGCCUCAUAUACGACGCCAUGCCCCAAGAUUACAUCAAUCUACUCUGCUCGAUGAAUUUCACACAAAAACAAAUCAAGACCAUCACAAGAUCAAGCUACACUUGCUCAAAUCCGUCCUCCGACCUCAAUUACCCAUCCUUUAUAGCCUUGUACACUAAUGGAACAACCACUAAGCUGGUUCAGAAAUUCCAGAGGACUGUUACGAAUGUUGGAGAUGCUGCGGCAACGUACAAGGUUAAGGUGACAGCACCAGAAGGUUCCACUGUUAAAAUAUACCCAAUAACGUUGGCAUUCAGAGAGGAAUAUCAGAAACAGAGCUAUACUGUUACUAUUAGUUACCGGGGGCGUAGUUCAGGAGAAGUUACAUUUGGUUCACUAAUUUGGGUUGAGGAUAAUGGAAAGUAUGCUGUGAGGAGUCCUAUUGUUAUUUCCCCUAUGAUUAAGACUUGGUGA
Molecule: messenger RNA, 2307 nt
Organism: Fraxinus pennsylvanica
Lineage: Eukaryota; Viridiplantae; Streptophyta; Magnoliopsida; Lamiales; Oleaceae
Source: the annotation of a GenBank genome assembly